UUAUCAUGCGAACGUCUGUACAGGGGGAUUAACGCAGAGUACCGGGAAGAAAAACAAUGGCGCAGGUUCUGAGCCAGAGGCCUCCGUUGCCGACCCUGCACUACCGGAAAUCAUCACCGCCCCGCAAAAACUCAGCUCGCAAUCAACUAACCAGCUACAACAACUCAGCACGAGUCAACCCCACCUGGGCAUCUCUUCAGCAGAGCCUCCAAUGCAACGGCAGAUUUUCUUGCCUAUUUUCCAACAAUCGCAAACAGGAGGAGGCUAGAAAAGCUUUAGAAAGUGCCCUUGGGGGAAAAAAGACUGAGUUUGAGAAAUGGGACAAAGAACUUAAGCGAAGAGAACAGGCAGGUGGAGGAGGUAAUUCUGGGAGAGGAGGUUGGUUUAGAUGGUUUGGUGGGUCUGAUGAUGACCAUUUCUGGGAAGAGGCGCAGCAGACUAGUCUCACAAUUUUAGGUAUUAUUGGCAUGUAUCUGAUUAUUGCAAAGGGUGAUCUGAUGAUUGCCGUUGUUCUCAAUCCUUUGUUGUUUCUUCUGCGUGGAACAAGGAAUGGGCUUACCUUCUUAACAACUCUAGUCAGGGAAAAGUUAAAUUCAGUUACAAAUCCUAGUCUUCGUACAGUUCAACAGAGGCAAAUUUCUGCCCCCGUUUCUGCUAGAGAGAGUGUAAUGAAGAAAUGGGGAAGUAGUUGAUUGCUUGGUCCGCCUGCAACAGCAAUUUUGGUUCUCUAAGAGUCCUUCCUUUAAUUAUAUUGGUCUUUUUAAGAUACUUGUCACUUUUUUUUCUGAAGAUAUAGCACCACCAUGCAAAUAGGAUUUCCCUGCUAGGUGCCCCUGGUCCUCUGACAGAAGGCUCAUAGGAUCAGUUCCGUCUCUUGUAAUGGUGAAGUCAUAUUCCCAAUCAAGCUGAAUGCAAAUGGCUUUUCAUUGUUGUUAGUUUA
This is a messenger RNA of Coffea eugenioides, 940 nucleotides long. RefSeq lists its product as uncharacterized. Bases 57 to 692 code for a protein of 211 amino acids. The transcript is spliced from 3 exons. The record is from RefSeq and is a predicted model, not a curated record. NCBI's taxonomy places the organism in Eukaryota, Viridiplantae, Streptophyta, Magnoliopsida, Gentianales, Rubiaceae.